GGAUGGCUGAGAGAACCAAGCUAGUCACAGGCGUGAGAGAAGCACUAAAAAGAUUGGAAACAAAAGAUUUCAGUUCAAGAUCAGCGUACCAGAAACUAAUCAACAAUGCCGAAGACUGCCUUUUUGCCAUAUACAAAGCUGGUCUUUCUCUGAUCAAUUUUACACAAGAAGAAAAAUUAGAAUUUGGAAUUUUGCUCCAACAAGCAUUACCAGCCAUUGGCUGUCGUAUCAGUUACAUCGUGUCAAAUUUUCCACCGGGUAGCCUACGGUCAUCAAAGAUAGAACGAUCGGGGCUUCAGUUCCUUUUCGACGAUUACAAAGACUUUCCUGUUUCCAAAAACAAUGAAGAUGGAGAUGCGUAUGACAUGUCUACAGCUUUGAGUGAUUUCAGAGAGAAAGAAGAUAUUGAAGCAUGGGAUGACUGUUUGAAGAGGAUGGUUGUAGAUGACCUGGAUCCAGGGGUUGGUGCCCCUCAACCUUCUACACCGGUUGUGCCUUCUACCCAUUGGUGGUGGGUUUUUUAAAUUAAGAAGAUAAAUAAACAGUUAACAAACAAAUAAACAAUUUUUGAUGAUUUAGAUGAGGUUUGUUGGAGGACUGAAGCAGAAGAACUUCAACAAACUAUUUUCAAUCAACUUGGGGAUAGAGAAUGGGACAUCGUAGACAAGGAAGAAUGGACUAAUUUUCUACAAAAGGUCGCAUAUGGUGGUUAUGAUCUUCCAUCAAAAAAACUAACAGAAGAUAAUAAAUUUACCUAUGACAAACCAUUAGACCCAAUUAAAAAAAUCCUUCCUGUAAUCUGAACCAGAAAAAGCAUCAGACCAUCUUCAAUAUAUUUAGUUGACACAUCCUGUCAAGUCUACUCAUCUUUGAGUGACUAUCUAGGCCAUAAUACUUUGCCUAAAUGCAUGUGCUGCUACCCUUGUCAUGGAUAUUAUUAUGAUGCAGAUGAUGCUUGGUAAUGUACUUAUAGACUUUGGAGUUACACCUGCAUAUGAUAAAGUCAACAUAAUUUCUUGUUGUGUUUCUAACACAGUAGCUGUAGAAGCAACUAUGGAUGCAACAAUGGGUAGCUCUCUUGGGUUUGCCCAGCAACAAUGGGUGACUCUCUUGGGUAUGCCCAAGGACCCUUGUUAUUGUUGCUAGGGUCAUUGCUGUAAUAGGGUAGGCGGUUAGGAUUAAAUAUGGUGUUUUGCACAAUUUUGUUAAUAUAUCCUUGGCAUGGCUGUUAUUGUAGACAAAGGUGAACUAAAUGAGUUGACAAAACUAGAUGUUUUUCAGAUGACUACAUCAUGUCUUUUCUUCAAAAACAUUGAUAUUGAUUUGAAAACGGCCUUUAGCAUCAUUAAAGAUGUUGAACAAGAUGUGAUUGUGAAACAUAGCGACAUAUGUGUUCCUGGUCAAUGAAACGUUUUAGCUGUGUGGACCACAUGAUUAGCACAUAUCUCCUCAGCGAAUUAAGACUCAUAUACAUAUUAUCAGGAGAGCAGAGCUUUAUGAGAUCAUGGUUUGCCUAGCCGCAGACAAUCAAAAGGUGAGAUGAUUAUAUAUAUCAGUUUAAAGUUUGGUUUAAAUUAUUGCAUGUUACGAUAUGAGUUAUUGCACUUUACAAUAUGAGUUAUUGCACUUUACAAUAUGAGUUAUUGCACUUUACAAUAUGAGUAAUUGCACUUUACAAUAUGAGUUAUAAUCAUACCCAAAAAAAAAACCCCACUAUGAUCAGCGAAAUAUUUUAUUGUCUCAGGUCAAAUUUUUAUAGAUGAUUAUAGGUGAUUAUAAUUAAAACUAUUUGAUCAUUAAUAAGUUUAUUUUUGCGAAAAGGAUGUGAUGCAUUGGAAUAGAAUCAUCAAUUCGUUGUUUUACAAGCUUUAAAAAAUAGAAAAAAUUUACAGUAGUUAACACUGACAUGCUUUGAAACAAAUAUUAUGUGAGCUAAACGUUUAUUGUCAUUUUUUACGAUCUUGACAUGGACAUAUAGCACUGCUGUAUAUUUAUGAUACAUACCUUCAAUAUAAACUUUCACUACUUUAAAUCCGAGAAAAUUUUAUUUUUAAGGUAUCAAAUUUACAUUGUUGUUACCGGUACAAGGAAAUUCCAAUAUUUUUUCAGUAACAUGUAAAUAUAUGAACUUGAUAUUGGCUUAUAUCUACAAAAUUUAAUUAAUCACCCACACUGUUAAGAGCAUGUAAAUACAUUUAUCUAGUUCAGGGGUCUCCAAACUUUUCAGCUCGAGGGCCGCAUUAACGAUGAAACAGCAGUUUGGGGGCCGACUACACACUCGAGGUCCAUAUUAAUAAGAAUCAAAACAUGGAUGUUGUUUUGAAUUAUUUAUUCAAUAAUAUUUUAUUCAGUUAUUAUUUAAUAACACAUUUAUACACUACACAUGAACCCGCCUCUAUUUAAAUUCAGUAAAAACAUAGUGUGCACGAAAGCGACGGCUUAUCUUAGCAGGACACACGUUAAAUUCCGUAUUUUUUUCCGUAGACAAAAAGGUCUCCGCGGGCAGCAUUAGAGGGCCUCUUGGGCCGCAUGUGGCCCGCUGGCCGUAGUUUGGAGACCCCUAAUCUAUUGCAUGAGUGCAUGUUUAAAGUUAAUAACUAGUUAAUAUCAAAUUUAGCACAUAACGUGUUCGUUUCAAAACAACCCCAUUGUGAGAGAGAAUUAAAGGUACACCAUAAACUAUUUAUGAUUGUCUCUCAUAAGAAAAAUAUAAAAUUGGAGCCAAUGCAAUUAAAAAAUACAAAGAUAAUCAUAAAAACUACGCAGAAAUGACCGGUAGUGCAAGAAACCGAAAAAGAUUACAAUAACCAAGUGGUCAUGUCUAAACAGUUCAAUUAUAAAUCUAUUUUCUAUGUAAUCAUUUUCUAGGUCAAGUUAACUCGAGAGGGAUUUAAAGGAUUACCUGACCUAUUGACAGCAAAGGGUUAAAGUUUUAUCCAAACAACUUUGAGAUGCAUCCAAAAAGGGAAGAACAGAUUUCAGAGAUGUCUCCCAGCAGUUGAAAACAGGUCCUUCUGGUACCAAAGAGUUCAUGAAAGAAAACAUGUUAAAAGAAGAUAGCUUGUUUGAAUGUAUGAAGCAGCGACAGUAGAUAUUCAGGGCAUAGCUUUUGGAAAUGAUAAUGUGAAUGAUAUUAUAGAUCUUCAGAAUCAACUUUUCAAUAAGAAGCUCAUGAGUCUGUUGUGUUUGAAAUUCUCAGUACUCAAAAAAUGACAAUACAGAAAUGACUACCUGGUAAUCAUAUUUUUUGGGGUACUAUGAUAUACUUUUAAUAUUGUGCACCACCCCCCCUCCCCCCAUUUACAAAGCAAUGAACUGUAGUUUAUUUAAAUGGUACUUGUGCUGGUACUUUAUUUCUUUUUUUAAAAAGAAUUCUGUUGCAGUAACAGCGAAUCUUUGUAUUAAUCAGGAAAGAAUCAUCUCCAAGUCCAAAUUUACACAAACCUACACAAAUACUUUGGGACCUUUCAUUAAAGACAUUACAAAAUUUAAAUUGUUUGGUACUGAACUAAAAAUCCAGAUUAAAAAUAACUGUUGUAAAAAUUGAAUUUGGGUCCCCAGCCAAUAUUAUUCAAUAUUUAAUAUUCAAGCUGGAUUUAAAGAUCAAAUCAAACUUUUAAAUAUAUUUCCUAUUAAAAUGUAGGCUAGUCGACAAUGCUGAAGAAAACCGUUUUUUUUUUAUUUUUUAAUAAAAAAAUAAUUACUAUG
Lymnaea stagnalis (great pond snail) is the source of this 3708-nucleotide messenger RNA. NCBI's taxonomy places the organism in Eukaryota, Metazoa, Mollusca, Gastropoda, Lymnaeidae. The record is from the annotation of a GenBank genome assembly.